This is a messenger RNA of Phaeodactylum tricornutum CCAP 1055/1, 798 nucleotides long. RefSeq lists its product with no specific name. NCBI's taxonomy places the organism in Eukaryota, Bacillariophyta, Bacillariophyceae, Surirellales, Neidiaceae. The transcript has 2 exons. The record is from RefSeq and is a predicted model, not a curated record. The annotation marks the transcript as partial. Gene Ontology annotation, molecular function: ATP binding; protein kinase activity. Gene Ontology annotation, biological process: protein phosphorylation.
CACGAACGUUCGGCACCGAAGAUCUCCCGCAAAAUGGUACGCAUGGGUGGCAUUUACAUCAAACUGGGUCAAAUUCUAUCCACAGUUGGUUCCGGAUUUUUAAACGAAGCCUACGUCUCGGCUCUACGCGUGCUUCAAGAUGGAGCCCCCGCUCGACCCUAUGCUGAUAUUGUACAUAUUGUGGAAUCAUCGACCGGUCGAACGAUGGAUGAAAUGUUUGUAGACUUUGAACCGACCCCGAUUGGGGCCGCGAGUAUCGGUCAAGCACACCGCGCCACUUUGCGCCUACCCAAUGGUGUCGACGCGGGGACAAUAUCUGAGCCCGUCAUUGUCAAAGUACAGUAUCCCGAAGUAGCCCGCUCGUUUCAAAUCGAUUUCGACAAUCUAGCGGUUGUGACACGCUGGUUCGAACCCGAGCAAGUAGAUUUGGUGGAAUCAUUACGCGCACGACAUAAUCAAGAGCUAGAUUUUCAUCACGAAGCUGAUAAUUUACGAACAGUCCGUCGGAACCUGCAACGCUCUGGCGUUGAGCCGACACUCGUCCGAAUUCCGAUGGUCCGUAACGAAACAGGCAUCUGCAAUAAUAACGUUCUCGUCAUGGAAUACCUGGAAGGUACCAGUUUGGCUUCCAAUCCCAAGCGCACUACGAAAGUCAAUCUUGGCCGAGUUUUGAAAACGCUCGUUCAUGUACACGGUCUUCAACUGAUGCAGGAUGGCGUGUUUAAUGCUGACCCGCAUCCCGGUAACGUACUUGUAUUGCCAGAUGGUCGACUAGGUCUAUUGGAUUAUGGCAUGGUC